Molecule: messenger RNA, 3987 nt
Organism: Pelobates fuscus (common spadefoot toad)
Lineage: Eukaryota; Metazoa; Chordata; Amphibia; Anura; Pelobatidae
Gene: VWA7
Product: von Willebrand factor A domain containing 7
Exons: 17
Coding region: 220-3039 (939 amino acids)
Source: RefSeq, a predicted model, not a curated record
ACAGCUCCUUAGCCUCCUCUACUGAAAGGGACAAUGGCCCUUUAAAAGCAGAGGGCGGGCCCCAUGCAUUGCUGUGGCUGAUAAAGACUGAGAAGUGGCUACUGUUUGUAGGGAGAUUAUUGUGUCAGUGUGCACUGCGCUCAGUAGAGACAGCCGGGGCGAAGGGGACGGGGGAUUAACCUCUGAUUGCAGAGAGUAAGCCCGUCCCUUCCAUAGUAAAUGGCUCCACAUGUUUCUUGGACCCUAAGCAUCCUGCUGCUGGGGAGUGUGGUCUUUCCAGGAGGUCUGGCGUUCUUCCCAAAUUUCUGGACCAAGUUUUUGGGGCUGACAUGGAAAUCGUAUACACACCAGGACCUGACUGAGGACGCCAUUCUCAAUGUCACCCUACAAAUCCUAUUGGACCAUAAACACCCCACUCGACCUCCUAUAAACGUGCGAGAAUUCCAGGGCAAGACGCUGAUUGCAGACGAUAUCUUGAGAGCAUAUUUUGGGGAGGAAGCGUCUGCACGUCAAUUCAGAGCCUCCAUGCAACAAAUAGUCAAUGCCAAUGCCAACAUGGACUUCUUCAGUGGGACCCGAGACGACCCGCUGUGCCAUUUUGACUCUGAGAGAUUGUUAUCAGGAAACAGCCGCCUCUUGAGAUCCCGGGAGAAGCUCCUAGAAGCUGUGAUAGCAAAAGAUUAUGAGGGGGCUCGGCAGAAACUAGGUCAAAUAUUGCACUCUCUGCAGGAUUUCUACAGUCACACUAACUGGGUGGAGAUGGGUAACAAGGACAUUAACACCGAUCUGGCUUCUCCAGGAAAACAAGUCAACUCUCUGGCCAGAGCCUCCGACCAGACCUGUACGGAUUGUUCUGACAGCUUGUGCCAGAAUAACAUUGCUGACUUUAUUAAUAAAAACAAACUCCUGACAUCGGGAUACUACGGAGAGACACCCAACAAGCCUCAAGGAAAAUGUAGCCAUGGGGGUCCUUUUGAUGACAGCCGCCAUCGCAGUGCACUUGGAGGGAUCAACAAGGACACAGCCUCGUUCAUCUAUUCCCCCCACCACUUCCUUCAUCACAAGGCAGCCAAGUUGGCUCUUGAGGCUUCCAUUAACUUUCUGAGUGAGCUGAAGAUAGAUAUAACAGACAAAGAGAUGCUGAGGCUCCUGGGAGUCUCUUCCUUUCCAGCUCUGAGCUUUGUUGUCGAUACUACUGGCAGCAUGGGAGAGGAGAUCACAGCAGUCCGACGCCAGGCCCACAAUAUAAUUUACCGUCAGAACAUGCUUCCUCCUGACCACUUCAUUCUGGUUCCCUUCCACGACCCAGGUUUUGGACCUCUUUUGGAGACCAGUAACCCUAGAGAAUUUCUAGAUCACUUGGAUUCUUUAAUUGCUCUAGGAGGGGGAGAUGAACCAGAAAUGUGUCUAUCAGCUCUGCAGCUGGCUCUGAUCCACACCCCUCCUUAUUCCGAAAUCUUUGUGUUCACGGACGCUUCAUCCAAAGACAUGGAGUUGAGGAGCUCAGUGGAGGCUCUGAUCCAGGAGAGAAAGAUCAAGGUAUCUUUCCUGAUCACUGAGGAUCCCGACAGGAUGCAGGGCCGUAGGCGUAAGAGGAGGGAACUGUUACGCCAGGACAGGUUUAAUCUCUAUUCUGAACUCGCUUUCACAUCCGGCGGACAGAUCAUCUUCUCCAACAAUGAAGACAUUGAUGCCGUGACAGACAUAAUUAAAGAGUCUUCACACUUUGAUAUUGUGAAUCUGCUUGAUGUGAAGAGCGAGAAGAGGGGUGAAGCCACCCACGUGUUCGAGAUUGAUCAUUUCAUACGUAACGUCACUCUCUUUAUAAAUGGCGAUAUCAGAGGAAUCAAUGUCUAUAACCCUGACGGCCACAUUCAAAUAGUCAAAAACCACAGGGAAGGCUUGUUUACACGAAUAACCCUAGAAGAUCCUCUAAUGGUGGGGAAUUGGAGCGUCGCUGUCAAAAACACGAACCCAUACACAUUGCAUGUGCAAGGACGGAGUUCUUUUGACUUUCUGUACUAUUUUGGGUCUUUCCUGAAUGGGUCUCACCCUGGACUUUAUAAAUACACCAACCAACCAGUGGCAGGUGUUCCUUCAGUCUUGGUUGUUGAAGCCAUUGGCCUCCCAGAGGCUGCUCACCUGGACCAAGUCUCCCUGACCUUCACUCAAGGAGAGACGCAUAUGUUGCCACUGGAACCGACCAAUCAGAGCAGGCUCCUGAUUGCAGAGGUGGGACACCUGCCCAUUGGUGAGUUCAGAGUCGGGGUGACCGGCCAGGAUGGCACUGGGCAUGUACUUCACCGGGAGGCCCCACAGCAUGGGAAAGCUGCGGAAUGUGUGAUGGAGAUAUCCACGGUGCUUGAACAUGGCCUGGCUGAAGGAGAAAGGCACCUAAUGUCACUUAUGGUCACUAAAUACGGUUCCUCUAACUGCUACGCGAUCAAACUGAGCACCGAUAACAAAGAUUUCAAAGUGUGGACUGAUGUAAACAGGGUCGAGUUUGGCGAUACGAACAGCGUGAAUGCAUCAGAAUUCUGGAUCGAAGCUCCGACCACAAUGAACACAGAUUCAAUGCUGACUGUUACAGCGACAGCCGCAAGCUGUCACGAUAAAACCAAAAGUUGUUUCACCAUGCAACGGCUGCCUGUGAAAAAGAAGCCAGAGGCAAUUCCUCUGAUUUUCCCAAAUUGUACCAUCCUUUCUUACUCUGGCAUAUGUCCACUCUCUGAGCUUCCAAACCCGUGCAAGCAGCACCCCUGGAGUGUCACCUUCCUAGGACUGCAUUCCGACGGCAUUGAAUCAGUUCGAGUUCUACACGGCGCAGGCUCUGUCCUGCAUGAGACAGAUGGGAUUUAUGAACAUAUUCAUUUCACAUCAGACUGCUGCUCAAAGGAAGUGGAACUUCUGCUAAUCUCCUACACGAAAACGAGUGGCUAUUGCCAUGCACGUGCCCUUUCUGCUUCCGCACUGCCGAGUCAAGACAAACUCAUGAUGUUUUUGGUUGGCAUAAUAUUUAUAUGGAUCAACUCUUGGUAGAGAUAUAUUACCCCAUUUUUGGACUGAUUUGGCAUUUCCAACAAUGGCUAUUUUAAUAUUUUGGUUCCGAAGAAGAAGCUUGUACCACGUCUUUCAGUCAUCUUGGAUUGUAGAGAGAAGAAAACCCAGAUAUUGGCGUGGAUUUAUACAGCCAAAAGAAAAAUGAGAGAGAGAGAGAGAGAUUUCUGAAUAUUUAACGUUCUAAACUCAGAAGCACAAAAUACCUUUUUCCGUCCAUGUGUGAUUGGACUGCUGCACAUCAUUGACCACAAACGGUGUGAUCAUUAAUUUCUGUUGCACCAGCUGAGCAUUCUGGGAUAUCAUGACACUGAGUGACAGCAAGUCUCUACCGUUGAUGUUUGUAAUAAGUAAUAUUAAAUUAUGUGUGAAUGCAUGUGAAUGUGUAGAUAUUAUGCUUCUUGUCGAUGCAUUUAAAAAAAAAAAAAUUGUGGUUGUUGUUUAAUAAAAUGAAUUUACAUUUUCUUGUCACUACAUUUAGCACUUAAAGGAACACUCCAGAACCCUAAAGCACUUUAGCUAGCUGAAACGUUUUAUGAGUGAAGAGUGUCUUUUGGAUAAAGCGUAGAUUUCAAUAGAAAUUUACAUAUUUUUAUAAAUUAUAUUGGUUUCACCCGCUGGCUUUUCGAGGAGACAACAGGUCCGGUUACUUCCUGGUUUAGUUACAUUAUUUGUACUGAACUCAAGAGGCAGCAAUUGCUCAGAGCACCUGCCUUGCAAAGACUUCUCAUUGAGCUGCAUUGGGAAAUCUGUGAUUGGACAGCCACAGAAAGUCUGGGCGGGGUUAGAAGGGGAGGGCUUGUUAGGGCUGCAGACCAGAGAUCUGCAUUUUUUACAAGCUGUGUUUAGGUAAACCACCAAUUAAAUAAUGCAUAAUUAACGUAUGAAUGUUUUCAUUUAGAGUAUAUCUACUAAACAGUGAUUUUUUAU